AUGGGCUUUGCUUGCCUCCUGCUCCUCAUAGCCUUCGUGCAAAGAGGCCACAGCCGUCAGGAUGAAGUUCCCUCUGCUUCCUGUGCCGGCUCGAGGUCAUCGUCUCCUGGGUGUGAUAAGGGUCUGUCCAUGCUCGCCCAGCGCCAUCGUGUCACGAAGAAGGACCUCCUGGACAGGGUGACCUUGGCCACAAGCACGCACACGCUGUACUAUGCCCCCGACUUUCUCGAUGUCGGUGACAUGACGAAGGUGACUACAGAGGAAGUGCCAGCAUGGACGCUGGAAAACGAUCGGGGGGUGCGUGCAAAGGUCAUGAGGAAAGGCGGGAAUCUGGUGGAGCUCUCCAAAGAUGGACAUCCGUAUGUCUGGGACAACACCAAGGGUGCAAUUUACUACGGGGUCAACAGCAGCACCUUCCCCCUCACCCGUGGACUAUACAUCAAUGGUGGUGUUCGCUUUGUGGCAGUAACCCCGGAGCAUGGCUUGUACUACGACUCGCUGUGGGACAUUACCUUUGAGCAGACUGAGGAGACGACGCCAGAAGACUCUCUGCAGUGGGAGGUCACAACGGGGGUUGAGACAUCGCCCAUUAGUGCAAGGUUCAAGGGCUGGGACGCCGACCACUCGUAA
Symbiodinium necroappetens is the source of this 630-nucleotide messenger RNA. The record is from the annotation of a GenBank genome assembly. NCBI's taxonomy places the organism in Eukaryota, Dinophyceae, Suessiales, Symbiodiniaceae.